Erigeron canadensis is the source of this 1809-nucleotide messenger RNA. RefSeq names its product protein DETOXIFICATION 51-like. Bases 66 to 1718 code for a protein of 550 amino acids. Gene Ontology annotation, cellular component: membrane. Gene Ontology annotation, biological process: xenobiotic detoxification by transmembrane export across the plasma membrane. Gene Ontology annotation, molecular function: xenobiotic transmembrane transporter activity; antiporter activity. The transcript has a single exon. NCBI's taxonomy places the organism in Eukaryota, Viridiplantae, Streptophyta, Magnoliopsida, Asterales, Asteraceae. The record is from RefSeq and is a predicted model, not a curated record.
ACACACACCCAUCUUACUCACGAGUGCUCUUUACGAGAGUAUCUCUUUUACACACAUUUUCACCUAUGUGUAAUCCAAACACCACCCCUCCCACCGCCGUCUCCAUGAAAACUUCCGAUCACCACCCUCCUCCUCCACCACCCCCACCACCUCAUUUUUACCUUGACCUCCAUUCUUUUCCAUUAACACCCAAAUCCCAUUUUGAUCAUCAAAACCCAAAAAAUAACAACCAAAAAAUCAACAAGACCAAAAACAACAUAGUAACCACUACUAUCAUAGUACCAACACCGAAUGAAAUAUUUAAUGAAACAAAAGCCUUAUUUAAAUUAUCUUCACCUAUUGCUUUAACCGCUUUAAUUUUGUACACACGGUCCAUCAUAUCCAUGUUAUUUUUGGGCCAACUCGGUGAAGCCGAGCUGGCUGCUGGCUCAUUGGCUAUAGCCUUUGCCAACAUUACCGGCUAUUCUGUUUUAGCCGGUUUAGCACUCGGUAUGGAACCGCUAUGCUCACAAGCAUUUGGGGCCCAUAGGCCCAAAGUGUUAUCUAUAACUUUACAUCGGGCCGUUAUUUUUCUUUUAGUGGUUUGUGUGCCGAUUGCAUUUUUGUGGCUCAACACGGCCUGGAUUUUGAUAUAUUUACAUCAAGACCAAAACAUUGCACGUGUGGCCCAAACAUAUCUUGUGUUCACCUUACCAGAUUUGGUAUCCAAUUCAUUUAUCCACCCGACCCGGAUUUACCUUCGGGCUCAAGGCAUUACGGUUCCUUUGACUCUAGCUUCCUUCAUUGGCACGUUACUACAACUGCCAUUGAACUAUUUGCUUGUUUAUCGAUUCGGGCUGGGUGUCGUUGGGGUGGCGAGUGCUUCCUCGAUAUCGAAUUUCGUGGUGUUGGUUUCGCUUGUUUUUUAUGUUUGGUGGACUGGUUUGCAUUUACCCACGUGGACGAGCCCGACCCGUGAAUGUUUAACCGGGUGGGGCCCGUUGGUUAGGUUGGCAGCACCGAGCUGUGUCUCGGUCUGUCUCGAAUGGUGGUGGUAUGAGAUCAUGAUCGUCCUUUGCGGUCUUUUGGUUGACCCGAAUGCGACCGUUGCCUCCAUGGGGAUUUUGAUUCAAACUACGGCUUUGUUGUAUGUUUUUCCAUCUUCACUUAGUUUCGCGGUUUCAACCCGGGUCGGGAAUGAGCUCGGGGCAAACCGGCCCGAUAAGGCCCGAGUGUCAGCAAUGGUGUCAGUAUUUUUUUCUGGAUUAAUGGGGAUAUCUGCAAUGAUAUUUGCUACGUCAAUGAGAGAAAAUUGGGGUAGGAUGUUUACAAAUGAUUUAGAUAUUUUAAGAUUAACUUCUACGGCCCUGCCUAUCAUCGGGCUUUGUGAGCUCGGAAACUGUCCCCAGACAGUUGGAUGUGGGGUUGUGCGGGGCACAGCCCGACCAACCACUGCAGCCAACGUGAAUCUGGGGGCAUUUUAUAUUGUUGGGAUGCCAAUUGCGGUGGGGCUUGGGUUUGGGCUUGGGGUCGGGUUUAUCGGGCUUUGGCUCGGGUUACUUUCGGCCCAGGUUUGUUGUGCAGGGCUGAUGUUAUAUGUGGUAGGGACCACAGAUUGGGAGCAUCAAGCAAAAAAAGCAGAGAUGUUAACAUGCAACGGAGGUGCAGUUGGAGGAGAUAAAUCUUUGGAUUGUGACAUUGAAAAUCAACCAUUGAUGUCUAUAAUGUCAUCUUCAUAACAAAUUUUAACAACAAAAAUGAAAAGAAAAAAAAAAAAUAGUGUCAAAGUUGACAAUGAUAUAGAGGACCUCAUCUUGAGGAUUAUAAUUA